This is a messenger RNA of Phascolarctos cinereus (koala), 536 nucleotides long. NCBI's taxonomy places the organism in Eukaryota, Metazoa, Chordata, Mammalia, Diprotodontia, Phascolarctidae. The record is from RefSeq and is a predicted model, not a curated record.
AUGGCGGCCCCGGCCCCGACCCCGACCCGGCCCCGCCCACACCCGGCAACCUCAGGCCGCUGCCGGGCCCCGCCGCUCCAGCCUCCACCGCGGCCGUCUCCUCCAAGCUCGCCGGCCCAUCCCACAAUACACCACGUUCUACAAUUGCGCCUGCGCGGACGCGCGGCGUUCUGUCGCCAGGCGCGCGCCGCCCUAACAACGGGCAACGAGCCGCUUCCGGUGCCGUCUGGGAUGGCCCCGCCCCCAGAGGCCGCCGUCCGCCCAGCGCAGCCCGCCUCCACCACCCGAGCCCUAGCCCCGCCCCCAGCCCUGCUUUGGUCCCCGCCCCCAGGGACGCCCUGGUCCUCUGCCACAACACCCCACCUGCAGUCGCUGUCCUAGGUGCUGGAGACAGAAAGGCUCCCAUGGAACAGCCCCUGCCUUGAAGGCGUUUUCAUCCUGCCAAGGUUUAUCCAGGACCAGUUUUCUGUCACUGCAUUUGAUCAGAGCACUGCUAUUUUUAAGUCGUGUUAUUAUGAACUUGACAAACAUGGUCU